CUGGGCUGCCCCUCAGCUGGAGCGAGUGUACAGGAGGAGUGCACUUCCCCUGGCCGAUCCCUGCCUGCAGGAACUACAGGACAAAGCCGGUCACACAACACCCGGGGAUUAGCCGCAGGAGAAACUUGGAAAGCCAUCCCAGCCUAGAAUUUUGUUCCUAUGUAAUGUCCAUGACGGUGGCAGCAUGAGGAAAACAGCACAAUCAGGAAUCAACAGGACCUCCAGCGGGAGAUUGCGGCGGCUUGGCGACCCAACAAGUCCAACUUUGAAGCGAUCUUUCGAGGUCGAGGAGGUAGACCAGUCUCUGAAUUCCUCCACGCCACAAAGACGACCUCUGAACCCUCUCCUCAGAUCUACUGCAACCAGCUCCACACAGAAAUUCCAGGAUCUUGGGGCCAGGAAUUCAGACACACCUGCCAGACAUGCAGAUGCUCCAGGCCAGCGAUCGCCUAAGUCAUCUCUAAGGAGGGUGGAUCUCUCUGGACCCAAACUCCCUGAGCCUGUGUCACGAAGAACAGAAAUUUCCAUUGAUAUCUCAUCUAAGCAAGUGGAGAAUUCCACUCCAGGAUUAUCAAGGUUUGGCCUCAAGAGAGCAGAGGGGCUGGGGCACAAACCUCCUGAGCCCACUCCAAGAAGAACUGAGAUCACUAUAGGCAAGCCCCAGGAGUCCGCUGUUCGGAGAAUGGAAGCCCCCACCUCAAAAAUCCCGGAGCUGCCUCAGCGGAGAGCCGAUGCAGCCAGUGCCCCCCUGCCUGACAUUGCCACCAAACGGGUGGAAAUCCAGGUGGCAAAGUCUCCAGAAGCCCCAGUCCCACCUAUCAGGCAGGUGGAGAAUUUGGAGCCUUCCUUGACCAGUCAACAUCUCCAAGUGGAAUCAAAGACACAAGUAAUGGCUGAAAUCCCACCAAAGGGUCCAGAGGGGCCAGAGGCAGACCCCUGUUACACACCCAGCAUGAUGGAGGCCCCCCGAGACACUGGCCUCAAGCAGGCGGCCCCAGCACGGCCCGAAAAGCCAGCCCUCGACUUCGGCUAUGUGGGGAUCGACGCCAUCCUCGAGCAGAUGAGAAGGAAAGCCAUGAAGCAAGGGUUUGAGUUCAACAUCAUGGUGGUUGGUCAGAGUGGCUUGGGGAAGUCCACGUUAAUCAACACACUCUUCAAAUCCAAAGUCAGCCGGAAAUCCGUUCAGCCAACUUCUGAAGAGCGGAUCCCCAAAACUGUGGAAAUAAAGUCGAUCACUCAUGAUAUUGAGGAGAAAGGUGUCCGUAUGAAGCUGACUGUCAUCGAUACCCCAGGCUUUGGAGAUCACAUCAACAAUGAGAACUGCUGGCAGCCCAUCAUGAAGUUCAUCAAUGACCAGUAUGAGAAGUACUUGCAAGAGGAGCUCAAUGUGAACCGGAAGAAGCGGAUCCCAGACACCAGAGUUCACUGCUGCAUAUACUUCAUCCCAGCCACCGGCCAUGCCCUCCGACCGCUAGACAUCGAAUUCAUGAGACGCCUGAGCAAAGUGGUUAACAUCGUGCCAGUCAUCGCCAAAGCCGACACGCUAACGCUGGAGGAGAGAGACUAUUUCAAAAAAAGGAUCACAGCCGACCUGCUGUCCAAUGGCAUCGACGUGUACCCCCAGAAGGAGUUUGAUGAAGACUCUGAGGACCGGCUUGUGAAUGAGAAAUUCAGAGAGAUGAUUCCGUUUGCAGUGGUGGGCAGUGACCAGGAAUACCAGGUUAAUGGGAGACGAAUACUUGGAAGGAAAACAAAGUGGGGCACCAUCGAAGUUGAGAACACGACACACUGUGAGUUUGCUUAUCUGCGGGAUCUCCUGAUCAGGACACACAUGCAGAACAUCAAGGACAUUACCAGCAGCAUCCACUUCGAAGCCUACAGAGUGAAGCGGCUGAACGAGGGUCAGAGCACACUCUCCAACGGCGUGGCAGACCAGGAGCUAGUGGCCAAUGAAAUGUAACAGUCUCGCUCCGGUGCCAGGACCCAGUGCGCUCGUGCUCCUGUUUCUUCCUCUCCCUCCUUUAUUUUGUAUUAUUCUCCUGCCACUGCCACCGUCCCUCUCCCCUGCGCUGUCAAUUAACUGACCAAAUAAUCUGAUGCCGUAUCUAUCGUGAAGAGCGUGGUGACUGCCAGUCCCCUGGUGCUGCCCGCCUCAUGGCUCAGGGGUUCUGUUCUCAGCUCCUGUUGGGCGUGGCAAGGGACAGCUGGGGGGUUGGGCAGGAGGAGGAGAUGACUGUCCCAAGUCAAGUCCGUCUCUGUUUACUCUCCAAUUCUAGCCCAAAGUGCAGCCCCUGGGUAGGUAGAAGAGCCCCCUCCUCACAAAGGCCUGCUCCAGCUCCCACUGAAAUCCAUGGGAAGACUCCAGCUGGCUUCACCGGAGCUGGAGCAGGCCCUGAGGGCUGCUUGGUAAUGAAGUCCAGGCCAUUGGGUCAGGGUGGAUCUCCCUUCCUGCUCACAGGAGCUGACUGCGAAAUGAAUCUGAUUUCUCUCUCCUCCAUGUCUUGAAAUGGCCUGUAGAGUAGGGCCGGGGCUGCCUCAGAGAAGGGCGCCCUACCCCUCUUGCUGCCAUGUUGUAAAGACCGUUGGAACCAAGCGGCUUUGCCCAGUGUCACAUGGCUUUAUUUUCUUCUCCGUCCACUGAAGGCAAGGCCAUCUGUUAGGCUGCCUUCAGAAGCAAGGGGCAGGGAUGUGGAUGGAUAGGGAAGGGGAUCACAAGCUUACCUCUGCCUCUUUCCCCCUGCUCCCC
Molecule: messenger RNA, 2746 nt
Organism: Pelodiscus sinensis (Chinese soft-shelled turtle)
Lineage: Eukaryota; Metazoa; Chordata; Testudines; Trionychidae
Gene: SEPTIN9
Product: septin 9
Molecular function (GO): GTP binding
Source: RefSeq, a predicted model, not a curated record